Messenger RNA from Didymosphaeria variabile, 894 nucleotides. RefSeq lists its product as uncharacterized. The transcript has 2 exons. The record is from RefSeq and is a predicted model, not a curated record. Bases 1 to 894 code for a protein of 297 amino acids. NCBI's taxonomy places the organism in Eukaryota, Fungi, Ascomycota, Dothideomycetes, Pleosporales, Didymosphaeriaceae. Gene Ontology annotation, molecular function: oxidoreductase activity, acting on the CH-OH group of donors, NAD or NADP as acceptor.
AUGCCCAUGCCGUCUAACGACUACCCUGUCUUUACGAAGACUUUCCACUCUUCUGUUUAUGGAAAAAUCAAUCCGGAAAACGCUGCUCUUUCUGCCAGCGGCAAAGUUGUCCUCGUCACUGGUGGCGGACGAGGCAUCGGAAAGGCUAUUGUUAUUGCUUUCGCCAGAGCCGGAGCUCGCGCUAUCGUUAUCAUGGGACGUAACGCAGCUACUCUUCAGGCUGCGGAGACAGAGGUCUCAGGCAUUGCCCAGGCCACGGGUCACUCGACAGUUGUACGCAGCUUCACAGCCGACGUCGCCGAUACUGAAGCCGUCCUCGGUGUCUUCAAAGCUGUCAGUGAUGAGUUUAAGCAUGUCGACAUCGUCGUCAACAAUGCGGCAGGCCUACAUCUAGCCACUCUCGAGGCCACCAGCAUUGAUGACUACUGGAAGACGUUUGAGAUCAAUGUCAAGGGCACUUUGAAUGUAAUGCAAGCUUCGCUCAAACUCGGGUUCGACCGCGACGGAGCCUCUCCAGCGACAUUCAUCAACGUCUCCACUGUCGGACUGAUGAUGCCCACUUUCCCGACAUGGUCAAACUACGCUGCAACCAAGCUCGCAGGCUUCAGCAUGACGCAGUACCUCGCAGCCGAAUCAGGCGGCAAAGUUCGCGCCUUCUCAAUUCAUCCAGGCAGAGUUGGGACGGAUAUGGCGAAGGAUAACAACAUUCCGACUUUUGAGGAGCCAGAAUUGCCGGGAGCGUUCUGCGUGUGGCUCGCUGCUACGAAGGAAGCAGACUUCCUGCAAGACCGUUUGAUAGCAUGCAAUUGGGAUGUCGAUGAGCUGUUACAAAUGCGCGAGGAAAUCGAAGAGAAGGGACUGUUGAAGAUGACGUUCGCUGGAUUGCAUAUGUAG